GGUCCAGGGUAGUCGGGGGAGAAAGUUUUGGAACAAAGUUUUGUAACAAUGAGAAGUCGGAAAGGGAAAGGUGCACAGCGUGGGGAGGAAAACUCCAACAAAUCUGACAGUAAGAAUGUGUCCGAACCUCCCUCCGCUCCAGCCGGCUUGUCCUUGUUGUGGACUUUCCUUCUGCUGCUGGUCGCCAGCUUCGGCAUUGGCGGCUGGUACAUUCAGCAACAGCUCCAAACCAUUGGCAGCCUGGAUCAAACCAUCCAAACCCUGCAAAAGAAACUGUCUCAGUUCGAAAAGACCCAGGCUCAAGUGAAUGAGUUGAACCAGAAGUUGUUAAUCACAGAAGAUUAUGAACAAAGGUUGCUGAAUCUUGAAUUUGCUCAGUCUGAUUCUGAACGUAAAAUGGAUAAGACAGUCGUAGCUGUGGCACAGAUUCAAUCCUCUGACCUGGAUAAUAAGUUGGCUACACUUCAAUCAGAAAUGAGCAAAAGCCUGAGUGAGUUCAGGAAGGACUUACUAACAAAGACUGACUUGCAGCAAGUGGAGGAUACAGUUGAGUUUCUUAGAGAAACUGAAUUUGCAAGGACUGAGCAGCAAGUUGCAAGUGUGAAGUCUGCCAGUUCAAAACUGGAAGAAAGUAUAAAUUCGCUCUCUGCUUCUUUGUCAAGUUUAACAGGUCGAAUUACAAGUCUAGAAGUAGAGAGACAGGACUUUCAAGCCCUUCAACAAAGUGCCGAGGACAUAAGUGCGGUCAAAGAGUUAGUGGACCAUAGUCUUCCCUCCCUCUCCAAUGGUGUGAUUACAUUGACAAAACAAUUAAAUCAGACAACUCUGAUGACCAAUGCCUUACAAUCACAGAUAGCGCAGCAUGAUAAAGAACUCCUGGGACUUCAAGAAACGGCAUCAGCCCAACAAGCAGAGCACCUCUCCAGUAAAGAAGAGCUGGAAAAUAUCAGAGAAUUGGCUCAUCAUUUACAAAUGGAGAAAAACUCUGUGGAAGAACUUGAGAACACGGUUCGAAGUACUUUGGCUGAUGUUAGCCAGUUGAAAAACAGAAAUGGUAAAACGGAUGAAGUGAUAACCAGUCUGCAGAAUCACAUCACAGAGGUUGAAACUAAUGGGAUUAAUCAAAUUAAACAGGUAGCAGAUAUCUUGGAUCAAAAGUUUCAUACUGUGCAAAAAAGCUUGGGGAAGAUUGAAACCGCACUUAAGAGCACUGUUGAGCAGUGUCUUUCAGGAGAAGUAAGAACUUUCUGUGAAACUUCAGAAAACUGUGCUUGGCCACACAUUCGAGAAGUUAGCUUUCCUCAUCGCAUAUUGAAGGAUCCAGUGAUUGUGCUGAGCUUGGCUGAAAUCAGCUCAGUUGAUUCAAUUGGAGUAACAGUAAAAACUGUUGAUAUUACAGACUCUGGCUUUAAGAUCCAAAUUAAUAACAUUGGUAAUUAUAAACUAGCAACUGUGAGAGUAAAUUGGAUGGCAUGUGCAUAGUAAAAGUAGCUUGAAAAAUCUGCAAAUUACUUCAGGAAUAGGACCAAUUUGUACCAACUGUACAAGAAAAAGUUGAGAAGAGAACCUCUGUUUUCGGAGACUAAUAAUCAAUAGGAAGCUUAUUCAAAGCUUAUUGAGCUAAUUCAACGCUAAAACAAUGAACCAAUGAACCUGUUUUUUGCCAUGACUGUUUGAAUGAAUUGAAUGACUGAAUUUUUUGCCAUAACGGUUAUGACAUACUAUUGCAAAUGUACUAAAUGUAAAUAUAUUUCCAACAGAAUAUUGGGGUAAAUGCUACAUUUGAGAGGAACAAAUCCUCACUUUACAAAUGGCAAUUUUGAAACAAGUACACACAACUAGAUAGUACAGAGAUAUUAGAAUAACUACACCAUACUAUGGGUUACUUACUUGUUUGAGUGGAUAAGCCAAGCUAAUAAAUUGUUCCAUAGAUAAAUGCAGAGGCACAAGAUGAAGCCCCUAUUCAUAAAGGAGAUGUUGUGCUCAAGGCCUCCAAUGUAUAUUGUUGUUCUACUCUUAUUUAUUUGGAAGCUGAAGUAAAUAGAAAUUCUAAAACUAAGGACAGAAUGUUACAGCUCAACGCAAACUGGAGGAACAGCACCUCAUCUUCCGACUAGGCAUUUUAAAGCCUACAGACUGAAUAUUGAAUUCAACAACUUUAGAUCUUGAACUCCCUCCUCCAUCCC
Messenger RNA from Carcharodon carcharias (great white shark), 2186 nucleotides. RefSeq lists its product as uncharacterized. Gene Ontology annotation, biological process: cell adhesion. The coding region runs from base 49 to 1482 and encodes 477 amino acids. The record is from RefSeq and is a predicted model, not a curated record. NCBI's taxonomy places the organism in Eukaryota, Metazoa, Chordata, Chondrichthyes, Lamniformes, Lamnidae. Gene Ontology annotation, molecular function: carbohydrate binding. The transcript has 5 exons.